Tuber melanosporum (Perigord truffle) is the source of this 597-nucleotide messenger RNA. Its product is annotated as small nucleolar ribonucleoprotein SNU13. Gene Ontology annotation, cellular component: precatalytic spliceosome; box C/D methylation guide snoRNP complex; small-subunit processome. Gene Ontology annotation, biological process: ribosome biogenesis; maturation of SSU-rRNA; mRNA splicing, via spliceosome. The transcript is spliced from 3 exons. Gene Ontology annotation, molecular function: RNA binding. NCBI's taxonomy places the organism in Eukaryota, Fungi, Ascomycota, Pezizomycetes, Pezizales, Tuberaceae. The coding region runs from base 130 to 510 and encodes 126 amino acids. The record is from RefSeq and is a predicted model, not a curated record.
CUUCAACAUUCACCAACCACCAGCGUAGCAUAACAAAGGGCGAGCACCUGAGCAAGGAACCCUUUAUCUCACUUUCCCACUAUCACAUCGCCUACUUGGAAGUGCUGCUUCUUCGACUACAAUCCUAAAAUGGCUAGCGUUAAUCCUAAAGCUUUCCCCCUCGCUGAUGAAGCCCUUACCCAGAAAAUCCUCGAUAUCGUCCAACAGGCAUCUCACUACCGCCAGUUGAAAAAGGGGGCGAACGAAGCAACCAAAACUCUCAAUCGAGGUAUCUCUGAAUUCAUUGUACUCGCGGCUGAUACCGCUCCUUUGGAGAUUCUCCUCCAUCUUCCCCUCCUCUGCGAAGACAAGAACGUCCCCUACGUCUUCGUUCCUUCUAAGAUUGCACUUGGACGUGCAUGUGGUGUUUCCAGGUCUGUGAUCUCGGCUAGUGUUACCUCAAAUGAGGCUUCGGAAUUGCAGGGCCAGAUUAGGUCCGUCAAAGAAAAAAUUGAGAGGUUGCUCAUUUAAGGUGCCUAGCUAGGUACGGUUCAAGUUGUGUAGUUGUGAAUAGAUAGAUAUUUCACUUGUAUCAUGAAAAUCAACGUCUACUCUCCA